UUAGCCGCUUCUCGCUUUAUCCUUGCUCCGGAGUCCUCUCGCAUAUUUUCUCAUGGAAACCCCUUAUCCAACUGUCGAGAACCUCACCCCCACUCUUCCCACCGGCGACUCUACUGAACCUCACAGCGCUCUGUUCCUCGUCCUUGGCUAUCUCCGGCUGCCAGAGCUCCUCGCAUUUCGGCAAGUGUGCAGGGCUUUCAGGGAUGAGAUCGCCGCCGACGAGACGCUGUGGCGCCACAUCACCGUCGAGCCACCGCUAAGCCUCCGGCUCUGUGACGAAAAACUUUUGUGGAUUACAUCCUUUGCGAGGGGAAAUUUGAAGUCGUUAGCGUUGACGCGUUGCUGGCGGAUCACUGACACCGGUCUGCUGCAAGUUGUUGAUCAAAACCCUUACAUUACGAAGUUGUAAUCUCUUGGAACCCUA
Molecule: messenger RNA, 424 nt
Organism: Phalaenopsis equestris
Lineage: Eukaryota; Viridiplantae; Streptophyta; Magnoliopsida; Asparagales; Orchidaceae
Product: F-box protein At3g27290-like
Exons: 2
Coding region: 53-409 (118 amino acids)
Cellular component (GO): cytoplasm
Molecular function (GO): protein binding
Source: RefSeq, a predicted model, not a curated record